AACCCCAGCACAGCAUCCCUCCAGUGGCUGUUGCUGGUGUUUAUCUCAUGUUUUUGUUUUUAUUUCUCUAUGUCAACUGCUUUGGGAACUUUUGUUGAAAAGCAGUAUAUAAAUUUGUAGUUGUAGUUGUAACAAUGCUUUUCUUUCUAGAAAACAAGAUGGCAUCACACCCAGUUUGUCUAACCAUGGUUAUGUCAGCAAGCCGAGGAAGUUGUACCAUAGUUUAAGGUGGAAGUGGUCAAAACGCAUAGAGCACUCAGGCUUCCAUUUACUCCCACAUUAUCCCCCACUCGGGUCCCUUAUUUGGGCGUGGGAUGUUGGCAACCCUAGCAGAAGAAGAAACUGUCCUUCCAAGACCUGCCCCUUUCUCCCCCUGCCUUCAGAAGAAAAGGGCCUUCCCUUCAAGCCUCUCUCUCCCCAACGGACAUCCCCUACAAGUUGUUAACUUGGUUCCUACUGGGUGGCAGUUUUCUGAAAUGGCUUCCUUUGGGUGGAAAAGGAAGAUUGGUGAGAAGGUGUCGAAGGCGACAUCCCAGCAGUUUGAAGCCCAGGCAGCUGAUGAGCAGGGUCCUGUUGACAACGAGGAGGCGGAUGGGCUUCAUGAGGCUAAAAGGAAAAAGGGCCUUCUCCCGGAAGACUGCUUGGCCAAAAGUAAAUGUCUGAAGGAUGAAGGUGCAAUUUUGGCUGAAAAUGGAAGGUACCGGGAAGCUGUUCACAAAUGGGAUGAAGCACUUCAGUUAUCUCCGGAAGAUGCUACUCUCUAUGAGAUGAAAUCACAGGUCCUGCUAUCUUUGCAUGAAAUGUUCCCUGCAGUGCAUGCAGCAGAAAUGGCUGUCCAGAGAGACCCCCAUUCUUGGGAGGCCUGGCAGACCUUGGGUCGUGCCCAGCUUGGAUUAGGCGAAAUCACACUGGCCAUCCGAAGUUUCCAGAUUGCCUUGCACAUCUGCCCUGCGAGCCCUGAACUGUGGAGUGAAGACCUGUGUUGGGCCAGAAAAUUGUACGAACAGCAGAAGAAAGCAACCAAAACUGAGGCGCGCACACAAGGGGAAACUGCUCAAGGAGAGGCUUCAGAGGAACCAAUCCCAGAUUAUGAUUUUGAAAGCGAUGAGAUUCUGGCGGUGUGCGCAGCCAUUGCUGAGAAGGAAAAAACCACCCUGGCCUCUAAAACUGUAGUGAUCGUAUCUGCUUCGGGGGCAGUCGAGACUGUCGCUGAAAAGGAGGAGUGUGCAACAAUCCCUGAUGGGACUGUUUUUAUCAAAGCCCGAUAAAGCAGCACCAACUCUUCCGGCAGCAGCCAUGCCUCUGAGGCCUCUUUGCUCCCCGUCCCAAGCAUCGCAGCCUCUCCUUGGAUCAUCCACCACUGUGGAUCCCCUGCCCUGCCCAGCUAAGCCUCCGUGGGGUGGGGUUUCAUUGCCCUACUUCCUGUGAACUCCUCACGAGCAGCUUCUCCAGGAAGGGAGGGAAGAUCGUCGGGGUCGCACAUCAGUAGGGCUCCAGCUCUCUACGCCGCCCACAAAUUGGAUGCCGCCAAUUAUGGAAUAACCCAUUCCAGGGCCGAGCACCUUGGCAGGACACCUGGCCUUUCCGUGUCUUGUCCCCGACCCAUUUUGGGCUCCCGGUCUGCAAAUGGCAGUUUUCAUUUGAACUGGAAGUUUGGGGCUGCCAGUCACUCUAAUCUUUUUUUUAUGCAAAGACGCUCCUCAGUGGCCCCAUGAACAGCUCUUAUUUCAUCAUCUUCGCCCAGCCUUACUUCAUCUGUUCUCAUCCCUGGACUUCAUGUAUACAGCACGUAAGCCUGGAGAUGCUUUUCUAAAUGGCCGUGCAUCCCCAAAGCACUGCCCCACUCUGUUUCUCUUAACACUUUCCUAUGGCUGAUUGUGACCACAAGCAGCAGGAAAAGAGGGGCAGCAAAGGAGAGGAGAAAUGUGGGGGAGGCCCAAGCCUCAUUCAGAUGUCAUGUGGAGCCAGAUUGAUUGCUGAGUUCGUGCGACAUUCCCUUGCCCUGGGGGUGCACCUUCCUUCCCCUUUUGUGUGCAGGGAUUUGCAACAAGCCAAGAUCUUUUGUGAUAGAUCCUAGGCAAUCAUAGCUUAUUCUAGCCAAGGUUUGCAAAUAAACCAGGAUAGCAUCCUGGUUUAUCCAGGUUCAGAUCCUGGUUUAUUUGGGAACUGGCUAGAGUAUGCUGGAAAUGUUCCGCUCAGGUGUCAAGAGAGACCAGCUGAGUCAAGAUUGGAAUUAGAAUAAUUUCUCCUCACAUACAUGAAAGGGAAGCACGCACCUUUGACACUAGGGGAUAUCACGCCAAACAGGAUUCAGUCCUAGGUCUGUAUGAUGUCUGAGUCAGGCCAUAGCCUCAAAAUGGUGCUCAGCAGUAGAAGGAUUCACAAUAUGUAGUCUGCCCAACGCGCUUCAGCUUGUAGAGCCAAAUUACAUUACCUAGACUUUUGUCCUGCACUUUUUUCUUUCAAACAGCAGCCAUGAGAGACCUAAUCCAGAUCAAAGGAGGGGGUUAACCCGUCGCCCUGUGCAGAUUCUCUGGGUAGAAUGCUGGCCCUGAAGCGGAUACUUGCACCAUUUAGAAAAACUUGUAAAGAAAGUCAGGAAAAACUCAUAGUAGCUUCAGGGAUGGAGGAUUAGUGUUGGGAAAUUAGCGCAGAGGCAGAGUGUCAAUCUUCCUCCCUGUGCUGCAGCCCUGGCUGCAACUCUUUCUUGAAGAAAAAAACCCAGUGCCGGAUUUCCAGUCACAGAAGUCUACAGCACACUUCGUUUGGCCCAUUGUUGUCUUAAGUGGCAAGGAUGCAAUCUUAUUCUCUGUCUUAUUGCAGCUGUUUCUUUAGAGCAGGCCUGCUCAGCUUUGCCCCCCCCCCAGCUGUUUUUGGACUACAGCUCCCAUAAUCCCCAGCCACAGUGGCCAAUAGCCAGGGAUUAUGGGAGUUGUAGACCAACAUCUGCAGGACGGCCAGAGCUGAGCAGCCCUGCUUUAGAGCAUGUUGUAUUAGAAACAGCAUCUAAACCCAUGAACUCUAUUUUGUUAUUGUGCAGUAAGUUAGCGGAAUAAGAUAGAGUAAGAUUUCCUUGCCCCCAAAGAAGACUUUAAGUCAAAAUGAUUUGGGAAUGCUGCAUAUCUCAGUAAACUUCCUACUUCUAAGCUUAUUGUGGAGGAAGUAGUCGGAAGAAGUAUCUCCUGCUUCUAAGCAUUUAUUAUUUUAUUUUAUUUUAUUUUAUUUUAUUUUAUUUUAUUUAGUGGAGGAGGCAGGGGAUUUUGCAUUGAUUAGGGCCAUGCCUCCAUUCCCCCGAUCCUUGCUUUUCCAUUUGUAAACUCAGCAGUUUGGGCAGCAUCCUCAUACUUUGCCCAGUAAUUGUUCUGAAAUCCUGUUUUAAAAGAACCCCCCCCCCUUCUGCUAUUGAAGGCAGACACGUGAAGAGUAUUCCCCCACUGCCUUUCCCGGAACAUUGGAAUGUUUCUAGCUGACAAUACAUAGAGCAGGGAUGCUCCAGUGCAGUGAGAAAGCAGCCUUAACAGAACUGUCCGAAUAACUGCACUGGUGGAACAGGAAAAUGGCAGCUUUUGAUGCUUUCCCCUUCCCCAGGAAGUUCUCUGUGCCACCAGAAAAGAUGACCCUCAGGGUUGAGCAGCCCUUGGCAACAUUUUCCGGUGACAGAGGGCUUCCUGAGAGAGGGAAGGGCAUCGAAAACUGCCACCUCCCUGCUGCAGUGUCAUCAGGAAGUUCUGUUAGGCUGCUCUCUUGCAGUACCUUGCUCUGUAUAUGUCAGCCGGUGUUUUUACAUACAAUUAAAUAAUUCCAGCGUUGAAAAAACAGUGGGCAAGCAAGAGUUCCCACCACACAAAGCCAGAGAACUGGAACAUUAUAUCAACACAAAAGCAGUGUAAAAUCAGCGGCAAUCUGGAGUGCAGGUGUAGCUCAAAUUAUCUCUACUUGGGUACAUCAGUUGUGAGCCUCCAGUUCCUAAUUUAUUUCCAAGAUAAUAAUUUGUUUCUUGGAUUUGGAACAAGUAGUCCACUGUCGUCAUGCUGGUUUGGAAGUAACUACUAUUCGAAACAAGAGACAGUGGCUUCAAUAUUACUCACCCUCAUGCUAACUCCCUGUGUCCAAGGCACUAGUUAAGGUUGAUUAAAUUCUAAUAUAAGUUUGGUGUACACACAAAAAGGUAUGUGUAUAAUUAAUACUGUUCCCUGAUAAAUUCUUAACACAUUUAACAGGCUUGCUCCAGAUAGUAUUUCAUAUGCUGAGCUUUCAAUCCAAUCAAAUGUUGAUGGUUAUGAAUGGAUGCCCAUUCCUUCAAAUAAAGGAAGGGUUAUUAUUUUUUCACCAGCAGAUACUUUUGGAAUAAACUGUCACAAGAAGGUAGAUAUAACCCUUUGGACCAAUGCAUUGGUUGCAGUGGGUGAGUUUUUUCACACAGAUUAUAAACUUUUGGGUGACUUUCUCUACACAAAUUGCUUUCAUAAGUUAAUUUCCUGUUUUAAUAGGGUGAUUCGGAAAGUAGGGAUAGGUCAAACGAUCCCAUUGGUCAAGUUAAGUCUCUGACCCCAAUCACUGAUGACCCUUUAAAACUACCAAAUUUCUACCUGUGUUGUAAGCCACCCAGAGAACAAUUUAUUAUGGGGUGGCUAAUAAAUAAAGUUGAUUAUGAUUAUAAAUUUCUAGCUACCUAGCCAAGACUCCUGUUCACCCAAUGUGAUCCAAAGUACAGUCUCCAAAGUGGCAUAUUCUCAAGUAAAUAUAUAUAAGAGCGCAGCCUUCAACAGAUAAUGAGAAUUAAGGCCAUAUUUUUCUGAGUAUGCUUGGAUUAAUCCAAGGUGUUGGCUACAUGGUGCUGCCACUUCAAAUGUGGAUAGUGUCAUCCUGGAUUCCUCUAGCAUGGUAGACCUUUUUUCUCUUGGUUUUUCUCUUUCCCAUGUGCUCCGUUGUGUGAUACAGGAUAAAAGGCCCUCCUAGUGUGUGACUUCGCUGAAUAGUUUCAUAAAGAAGUAGCAUUCAAUCACUAUUCUUUUGCUACUGAUAUUCUACCCAAAUAAAGGAGAUCAACUUUAUUCUAAUGUCUUACACUUGGUAAUGUUUUGCAUGCUUAUGUCCUCUUUGCUAUUUCCAGGUUGUAAAUAAAAUGUAUUGCCUAUGUGAACAAA
Hemicordylus capensis (graceful crag lizard) is the source of this 5147-nucleotide messenger RNA. It is a transcript of the gene TTC33, whose product is annotated as tetratricopeptide repeat domain 33. Lineage: Eukaryota; Metazoa; Chordata; Lepidosauria; Squamata; Cordylidae. Gene Ontology annotation, molecular function: protein binding. The transcript is spliced from 5 exons. Bases 315 to 1268 code for a protein of 317 amino acids. The record is from RefSeq and is a predicted model, not a curated record.